Molecule: messenger RNA, 1244 nt
Organism: Exophiala oligosperma
Lineage: Eukaryota; Fungi; Ascomycota; Eurotiomycetes; Chaetothyriales; Herpotrichiellaceae
Exons: 2
Coding region: 1-699 (232 amino acids)
Biological process (GO): ribosomal large subunit biogenesis
Cellular component (GO): nucleolus
Source: RefSeq, a predicted model, not a curated record
AUGGGCAGAGAAAGACAGAAAAAGAAGAACCGUUCUUCGAUAUCCAAAGUCAAACCACAUUCCAACCGGACCAAAACUGGAAAGAAAAAGGUCAAUUUUUUAGGAAAUGCGACCAUCGCACAGAAUUGGGACCGAAAACUUACUGUAUCGCAAAACUACAAGCGCUUGGGCUUGAGUUCGAGGUUGAACGGCGCCAGCGGAGGCACCGAGAAACAACCAAGCCUUGAGACCGAGGAAGAUGGGAACAAGAAGCGGGAUUCUCUUGCCAUUGCCGGCCCACGAGCUCUCAAUAAGCAGGCAACUCAAGAGGUCCAGGUUGAAAGAGAUCCCGAGACUGGUCGGAUUGUCCGAGUUAUAAGGGCAGAGCCCGAUACGAACGACAAUCCUCUGAAUGACCCUUUGAACGAUAUUAUGGAUAUUAAUGAUGAUGACGGCCAUGUGAAAGAUCGCCCCCAAAACAACAUUGUUGCGCAACUUGAAGCCGAAGCGGCCGCCGAGGAAGAGUUCUUGUCUCAAAAGAAACAGCCACGAAAACAAAGUCAACGAGAAGAGGAGUGGAUUACUAGACUCGUCGAGAAACAUGGCGAUGACACCAAAGCCAUGGUAAGAGAUCGGAAACUAAAUCCUAUGCAGCAAACAGAGGCAGACAUAACUAGGAGGCUGAGAAAAUGGAAGGCAAAGCAAGAAGUUGGGACGUGAAUGAUAUUCUCGAGGACACAACAGAGAACGCCUAUGGCGCAUAAAUGGAGAACUUCGACAAGUCAUGGUCGCGCAACAACUGGCAGUCUCGGCCUCUGGCAGUCUACACUGACUGAGGCAUUGGAAUUGGUCAUUCACAUGAGCAUUCAAGACUGAACACACUGGUGAGAAGUAUUGCCCAAGCAGCAAUUUUGCAUCACGGGGUGUUGUAUUCUUUGACAGCCAGAUGCACUGCUAGCUCCAUUGUCAGACGAAGGCUGGUACGUUUGUUUUUUCCGACCUGGCCAUCGACUCACAAUGUUGGACCCAAAUUGUGAAGCUCCCUGGCCUUUGUUAAUGCUGGACCAAUUACAAAUGCUACCAUUCCAUCCACAGUCUUGAUACGGCAUUCAGCAAUUGUUAGCUGGGAAAGAAACAGUGGCUGCGGGAUAAAGCCAAACUGCACCUGGAUUCUGGCGACGUCCUUUCGCCACCGCCCAAGUUCUUUGCACUGUGUUGAUCAUGGUUUCAUGCAGAAUGAUCACAAGAUGUUUGGCAUGUUUCAG